AUGGAGAAUCUGAUAUCGCUGGUGAAUAAAAUACAGAGGGCGUGCACAGCUCUCGGCGACCAUGGCGACGAGAGCGCCAUGCCCACUCUCUGGGACUCCUUGCCCUCCAUCGCCGUCGUCGGAGGCCAGAGCUCCGGCAAGUCGUCGGUGUUGGAGAGCAUUGUUGGCAAGGACUUUCUUCCUCGUGGUUCAGGGAUUGUUACGCGUCGUCCUCUGGUUUUGCAGCUGCAUAAGAUCGAUGAAGGAAGAGAAUACGCAGAGUUUAUGCAUCUCCCAAGGAAGAGGUUCACUGAUUUUGCUGCUGUGAGGAAGGAGAUAUCUGAUGAGACUGACAGAGAGACCGGCCGCUCGAAGGCGAUUUCAAGCGUCCCAAUCCAUCUUAGUAUCUUCUCCCCUAAUGUUGUGAACUUGACACUGGUUGAUCUUCCUGGACUCACAAAAGUAGCUGUUGAUGGUCAACCGGAGGGCACAGUCCAGGACAUCGAGGAUAUGGUUCGGGCCUUCAUUGAGAAGCCCAACUGUAUUAUUCUGGCAAUUUCCCCUGCUAACCAAGAUCUUGCUACUUCUGAUGCAAUUAAGAUCUCUCGUGAAGUAGACCCUAAAGGGGAGAGGACGUUUGGAGUUCUGACAAAGAUUGAUCUUAUGGACCAGGGUACAAAUGCAGUUGAAAUUUUGGAAGGACGAUCAUAUAAGCUACAGUUCCCUUGGAUUGGUGUUGUCAAUCGCUCCCAAGCGGACAUAAACAAGAGCAUCGAUAUGAUUGCUGCUAGGCGUAGAGAGCGUGAAUAUUUUUCAAGUAGCGCAGAGUACAGGCAUCUUGCAAACAGGAUGGGUUCUGAGCAUUUAGGAAGGGUGCUUUCUAAGCAUUUGGAAGUUGUCAUCAAGUCACGAAUUCCAGGCCUUCAAUCUCUCAUCAGCAAAACUAUUGGUGAACUAGAAUCAGAACUAAGCCGACUUGGGAAGCCCAUUGCUGCUGAUGCUGGAGGAAAAUUAUAUGUGAUCAUGGAAAUAUCUCGCACUUUUGAUCAGAUAUUUAAAGAACAUCUCGAUGGCGUGCGCUCUGGUGGUGAGAAAAUUUAUGGUGUGUUUGAUAAUCAAUUUCCAGCUGCUUUGAAGCGGUUGCAAUUUGACAAGCAACUUUCAAUGGAUAACAUCCGAAAGCUAAUUACUGAAGCAGAUGGAUAUCAGCCUCAUCUAAUUGCUCCUGAACAAGGAUACCGUCGCCUUAUUGAAUCUUCACUGAUAUGCAUCAGAGGUCCUGCAGAGGCAGCUGUUGAUGCGGUUCAUGGCAUAUUGAAGGAUUUGGCUCAGAAGUCUAUAAGUGAGACAACGGAACUAAAGCAGUAUCCCCCUUUAAGAGUGGAAGUUGCAAAUGCAGCUUUUGAGUCCCUGGAAAGGAUGAAAGAAGAAAGCAAGAGAGCCACUCUGCAGCUGGUUGACAUGGAGUGUGGUUACUUGACUGUUGACUUCUUCCGCAAGCUUCCUCAAGAUAUUGAGAAGGGUGGAAAUCCCACAGUCUCACUUUUCGAUCGAUACAAUGAUUCAUACCUCCGCCGGGUUGGACACAACGUCUUGAACUAUGUCAACAUGGUUUGCUCGAGUUUAAGGAUUGCUAUUCCUAAGUCCAUUGUCUACUGCCAAGUACGAGAGGCCAAACGCUGCUUGCUCGAUCAUUUCUUCGCAGAGUUGGGUGCAAAGGAGGCAAGGCAGUUGGCUAAGUUGCUGGAUGAGGACCCAGCAGUGAUGCAGCGGCGGACGUCCCUUGCAAAGAGGCUAGAGCUGUACAGAAGUGCUCAGUCUGAGAUUGAAGCAGUUGCUUGGUCCAAGUAG
This is a messenger RNA of Prunus armeniaca (apricot), 1830 nucleotides long. Lineage: Eukaryota; Viridiplantae; Streptophyta; Magnoliopsida; Rosales; Rosaceae. The record is from the annotation of a GenBank genome assembly.